This is a messenger RNA of Anoplophora glabripennis (Asian longhorned beetle), 855 nucleotides long. RefSeq names its product CCHC-type zinc finger protein CG3800-like. NCBI's taxonomy places the organism in Eukaryota, Metazoa, Arthropoda, Insecta, Coleoptera, Cerambycidae. Gene Ontology annotation, molecular function: nucleic acid binding; zinc ion binding. The transcript is spliced from 2 exons. Bases 190 to 642 code for a protein of 150 amino acids. The record is from RefSeq and is a predicted model, not a curated record.
GGCAUUUAAUGCGCGUAGUACCGGUUUUUCGUCUUCUCUCAGUUCUCUCACAUAUUUUGCAAGUGUUUUGUUUUCUUGUAACAUAUUUGACUCGAAUGUGGCAAAAUUGUAGUGAAUUUCAUUUAUUAAUUACAUCCAUAAGUAUAGCAGCUUACUUAACAACUUGAAAAAGGAUUUUAAAGGUUGAAAAUGAGUUCAGGAAGCAUAUGCUACAAAUGUAACCAACCUGGACACUUUGCUAGAGAGUGCUCACAGCCAGGUGGACGGGAUGGGGGUGGCAGAGGUGGUUACAACAGGAAUCGUGAAAAGUGCCACAAAUGUAAUAAAAUCGGGCAUUAUGCUCGUGACUGCAAAGAAGAUUCCGCUCGUUGUUAUCGUUGUUAUGGUGAAGGUCACUUUGCCAAAGACUGCCUCCAGAGCCCUGAUAUGCCAUCCUGCUAUAACUGCAGAAAACCUGGUCAUAUUGCACGCAGCUGCCCUGAGUCUGGUGGUAUGGAUAGAGUAGCCAACGACACAUGCCACAAUUGUCAACGGCCAGGUCACAUUUCUAGGAAUUGCCCGGAGAAUACGAAAACUUGCUAUUUAUGUCACAAACCAGGUCAUCUGAAGCGAGAUUGUCAGGAAAAUGAUUACAGAAAGUAGUGCCUGAUACUACUUUUUUUAUUCAUUUGUUGUAUUUUAUAUAUAUAUAGGUUACAAAAAUAAUUGUCUGUUUUCUCAAAGAAAAUAUUGUUAAAAUAUGUUUCUUAUUUAUAUUGCAAAUUGUUUUCUAUGUGUUUUAUUUUUGUAGGACUAGCAACAAAGUUUUAAAUGUAUCCCGAAAUACAAAAGUAACUAUAUAAAAUAUUGUGAUGA